UCAUCCGGAAGGCCAGAUCCGCGUUAUCGUUGUGAAAUUUUGGGACGAAAAUGUAUCGUACUUUCGACGGAGGAGGAGAAAGAUAAUCGAGUUAAUAAAAGAAGAACGAAAGUAAUAAAAGUGAAGAGUGUGCGGACGCUUUAUCCUCGGCUCUUUUUCUUUUAUCUAUAUAUGGUGGUACAUUAAUUAGCGUGCGCCGAACGGACCCCGAGGUCAAUCGAGUUAAACGUCACGACACAGCUUCGCGCGCUACUCGUUCAAGAGUCAAUGAGUCGAAAGAGACUGCUGCGUGUUAACUCGUUAACGGGAUCGUCAUUAAAAUAGAUCGCUUUUUUCUUCCUCUCGGAAACGAAACUUGACAAAACGCAAGGAAUAGAAAGAAAAGUAAGCGACGCGACCAAGGAUACGCGACUAGAGAGAGACAGGGAGAGAGGGAGAGAGAGAGAGAGAGAGAGAGAGACGAAAAAGGACUACUGCGAUCGGUGAGGCGUCACAGUUUAAAAAUACGACUGGUCGACAGUCGCUACCGAUCGACAUCGCCGAGAAGCCACCGUCUAAGACGUGUUCUAUAGCAUGCGAUAGAACGAGAAAGAGAGAAAGAGUAAACGAAGAGAGAUAGAAAGGAAGGAAGGAAGGAAGACGGAAAGAUAAUCCUAUCCCAGUCUAUAGUCUUCGGACUCGGUGACGUCAGGUUGGAAGAGUAAGCGGUACGGAGUGGUCUCGAACUUGCGAAAGAAAGGAAAGCGAGCGAAGAGGAGAAAAAGAAGGAGAAGAGUCUUCUCGUUCGACCGUGUGGCUUGCGUUUACCUUUUUACCGGCCGGCUUCGAGAAACGUAGAGCGCCGCCAUGUUGUCCGAAGUGAACGUUUUUUUCUGGCGGGCGUAACUCCUCUCUCUCUCUCUCUCUCUCGCUCUCUCGCUCUCUCGCUCUCUCGUCUCUCAAAGUAGACGUAAAGUUUCUCGUCGACGCAUGGUGUCUGUUCUACGAAGAGACGUCAUCGUGAUCGUCGACCUUCGUCAUCGAUCGCUCGGAGAAGGGGAAAGAGGUGGUGCCGCUGGAGGAGGAGGAGUUGCGAGGGUGGUGGAUGUGCCGGUUGUGUAGUGUCGGUGUUGUUAGCGGUGGUUGUGUUAACGGAGAAGGGCGCCUCGAGCGAGGCGAGCGGCGAACGAAGAGGUGCCUCCUCGUGUCGCGCGAACGAACGAUGCUCGACGCUGGUGUUACCGUCGCUCUCGUUAGACCGUACGAAGUCUCGCGAUGGAAGUCGACCGUUUCGUGACGACUCGUCGCGUACGGUCGAACAUCGAGAAAUCACCUCGGUUCCAAUUCAUUUCGCCUCGAAGGAACGAACGCUCGCCGACGUCCUCCGUCAUCGUUUCCGUCGCGCUGUCGCGUUCUCCAGUUACUUCGAAUUCCUCGAAAACGCUUCUCCGUCCACUCUUCUCUGCCGCCGUUGAAAAACUCGUCCAGCGCGAUCGUCUCCUCCUCCGGUGCGACUAUUUUACCAAGGAGAGAACUUCUUCGUGCUUGAAAGAUUUGUGACGAGUAAAGAAGACUUAUUUGGGAAGGUGUCGAUUCGAUCAAAGUUGCGUAUGGUGCUUCGAACGGAAGGUGAAGAAACGUUGUCUUCGUCGUCACGGUGUUUCGAUAGUCGACGCGUUACACGCUACUGCGCGUCGUGAAAACAUUGGUGCUCGAAGAAGAGAAAUGGGAAACCACCCGUCCGCCCACCAGCCGCUCGAGAGGGCUACCAGCCAUGCUGGAAAUGGUCUUCGUCUCUCGAAGCGCGAGAGAUCGCCGGGAAAGAGGAUGGACCGGCUACGACGGAGCUUUCGAGACAGUUUCCGACGGCGAAAAGAUCCACACGUACCGGAAUCGAGUAAGCCCCAUCAAUGGCAAGCGGACGAGAGCGCAGUACGUUCCGCUACUUGCGCUUUUCACGUCAAGUAUUUAGGAUGCGUCGAGGUAUUCGAGUCGAGAGGAAUGCAGGUUUGCGAGGAGGCUUUGAAGGUGCUCAGGAAUUCCAGGAGAAGGCCGGUGCGCGCGGUCCUUCACGUGUCCGGCGAUGGACUGCGCGUGGUCGAGGACGAGACGAAGGGAUUGAUCGUCGACCAAACGAUCGAGAAAGUUUCUUUUUGCGCUCCGGAUCGGAAUCACGAAAAAGGCUUCAGUUAUAUAUGCAGGGAUGGUACGACCAGGCGGUGGAUGUGUCAUGGAUUUUUGGCCUUGAAGGAGUCGGGUGAAAGAUUGAGUCACGCUGUUGGAUGUGCGUUUGCCGCGUGCCUGGAGAGAAAGCAACGUAGGGACAAAGAAUGCGGUGUAACGAUGACGUUCGAUUCGAAGACGUCGACCUUUACGAGGAGCGGUAGCUUCAGGCAACCGAGUCUUACCGAAAGAUUGCAGGAUACGCGUGAGCGUGCUGUAGAUGUUCCUCCGGUGAAGCAGGUGUACAACCCCUUCGCUAUCGAGAGACCCCAUGCCACGCCUUCUAUGUUAGAACGACAAGGAUCCUUCAGGGGUUUUACCCAAUUGAAUCAAGCGUCUCCGUUUAAAAGACAGCUCAGUUUACGCGUAAACGAUCUUCCUAGUAAUCUCGAGCGUACACGCAGUCACAGUCUCGAGCCCACGGAUUUAUCGCGAAUGCCAUCUACCAUACAGCACGUCGUACCUUUAAAGCCUCCAGAGUACGAAGGAUAUGACGAAGUGAGCCCGAUACCGGAGAUAUCGCCAGGUGGACAGGAUAGCGUUUCUGCGAUGUGUCAACAGUUGUCCCACGGACUUUCCUUGCUUUCGAGCAGCGACGAUUUUGGGCCAUUGCCUUCUCAAGCCACGACCAGUUCCGUCGCGAAGCAACUUUUCAUGAACACGAACAAUACUCCUCCCGUAACGAGUAGCAGCUCGCUGGACGACAUGAAACUACAAAACGGACCGAACUUGAACAACAACAACAACAACAACAACAACGACGACGACGACAAGAACGAGGAUAUCGCGAAUUUGAACGACGUGAGACCAAGUUGGCAAGAGUCAUCCCCAUCGCCGAUUCUCGCGGUGAAUCCUAGGCUUACGCCCGUUCCGAACAAGUCCAGUAACUUAAGUCCCAUUCUUCCGAGGACGAGCGCAGCCACGCCCGUGGUUAUGAGCACUCCCGCGCCCAACGUGGGCGUCUUCGGGACGCCUACAGCGGCCAGUCCCGCUUUUAGCACGGCCUCUACCUCUUCGCUCGGAAGUGCUUCUACGGCGGUGACGGCGAACAAAUCGUCGAUUCCAGUGAAUAAUCCGGUAAAAAAAGUGGCAACGUCGAGGAGCACCUCUCCUAGCGCUAGUGUAGCUUCGGCUUCUUCCUCGUUGGCCACGGCCGUGGUCAGUGACGGCUCUGGGAUUUGCCCGAUCGCUAUUCCUACGACUCCGGUUCAGCCGGUAGCAGCGGCAGGUACUCUCCCAAAACCCGAACAAUGGCUGGGUAGUAUAACGGGAGCGGUGCCGGUGGUAUCAGCGGCGCCUCAACCGAUCUCGUCCGUAUCGCAAGCUUCGACCAGUCCACGAAGAGCACCGCCGUUACACGCAAGGGCUCUCUCUCUCGGCUCGGCCGCGACGAGCGGUCAAGCGAGUAGAGGAGGUCCUUCCGAUCCUUUCGACGCCGAAUGGGCGGAAAUAGCGGCAAGGAAUCUUCGGCAGUCGACGACGACGAAUCCCUUCGUCGUUCCUAACGCGACUCAGGCCUUCCAGGUGCAAUUGUAGCGCCAGGAGUUCGUGAACAGCGUCGCCAAGUACUUUCGCUCGAACACAUAGUGACGGCUGCACGUACGCUCGCGCCUCGAUCUCACCCACGAUCGUAGGUAUUAUACGUGAAGAUGAGAAGGAAGGGAGGGGGGAGAAGGAGAAGGAGAAGAAGAAGAAUCGAUUUCUUCCUCUCCAUUCGUCUAUUCUCCUGACCGUAAAGACGAGCGAAACUCGACUUGGAUCAUUGCUUGGUUUUUCUCGUCACGAGACGACGAUCCCUGACACGUACCUCAUUGUUGUCGCUGCGGUGUUACGGAGAAAAAGAGACGACGAGCGUUUAGCAACGAAUUUGCAUACGAGAAAGGAAAGAGGAGGGCAAAUAGGAGGAAGAGAAUAUCCUAGAGAUUCUAUCGCUUAAUUAUUGUAGUUAGAAAACAAAGUAUGCGCACAGCCUCGAUAGAAGCACGCGUUAAUAUUAGGAGGACGUUGAUGACGAUACGACGACGAUGAUGCACGCUCAAAGAAAGUCAACGAGAAAGAACGAGGGGAGGAAUGUUGAAAGAGAAGACGAGACGUAAAUGCGCUUUCAAAGUAUAAUACGUCUCUCUGUGUGUGCGUGUGUGUAUGUGUGUGCACAAUAUAUAUAUAUAUAUAUAUAUAUAUAUAUAUAUAUAUUACACACACCACACGUACAUAUUCUUCGACCGAUCGAGGAAAGACUGUAGACGACGAUAAAAAGAGUACUUAUGCGAGGAAGGGCAGCCUUCGAAGAAGAGCCGCAUAUCUGCUAGUUAGCAUAUUUAAAUGUUCGUCCGAUGACGUUUAAUAUUCGAAUAUUAAAAGUAAUCUUGAUAGUCUAGGCUCCAGCCGAGAGCGGUUAUCGUUGUUCUGCAUGAGACGCAAAAUUGUAUGCACCAAGAGAUUACGCUGCACCGAGUCUAUCUCCUUAUGGCUCCGUUUCGAGACAUUUUAUUAUUUUUUAUUGUUUUUUUCGUUUCAUAAUCGGAAAAAAGAAAAAAAAAGAGAGAAAACUAUAAAAAUAAACGUAGUCGGCUCGUGAUCGUACUAGGCACGUGCGGUUUUUCGUUUUCGACAAGUUUGAAGUCGAUCGAAUGCGUGAUAUUUUAAACGGCAAUGUUUUCGCGAUGAAACUGUGAUAUGUAUUCGAAAUGGACAACGUCCGAAGAAUGAUAAAGAUAAAGAUGACGGGUACGAUCGCGAGCUGUCAAAGCACCGACUACUCUACUGUUCCCUGUCCGGCAAAACGCACGUAGUUACUUAAAAUAAACAAAGAAUUUAGAUGUUGAAAUUAGAAAGCAGUAAAUCCUGCACUAUCGUUGUCUAUUAUACGUAUGGUCGAAUUGCAUUUAAUAUUAUCGAGGAUUAUAGGAGCGAAGGAGAACGUAUACUUUCACGAAUAUCGAGAUACGAUGUAUCAUGACGUAAGCGUUGCAUAUCCAUAAAAUUAGUAAACUAAGUGAAAUGAAAUGGAGCGCUACAGAAGAGAGAGAGAGGGAGAGAGAGACAGAUAGAAAACGAUCGUCAACCUUGACGAGACUUGUACGUCAAGAAACUAAGUCAACAGAGAGAGACUCCUCGGUCCCUCGUACUAGAAAAAAAAACAAAAAAAAAACACAAAAAAAGAAAACAAAAAAAAAUAUUGUGGUAGUAUCUCAUCUCGGGGCUUUCUGUCUUUCAUUAGCGGUGGCUACGCUUUCGUUUUAUUUUUCGUAACGGAUCGGAAGCAGAGCAAGUCGAAAGAAUGGAGAGAAGGAUGAACGAGCGCGAAUCGGAUAGAGAAGCGAAGCUUGCAUUUUCUUUUCUUUUCUUUAUGAAAUCGAUAUUACGAGAUACGCGCUCGAUCGUUACUUGGACGAGCUGUAUGCAUUGUACAUAAAGUAGUAUUUAAAUGUAAUUCGAUAAGAAGAGAGAGAGAGAGAGAGAGAGAGAGAGAUAGAUAGAGAUAGAGAUAGAAAUAGAGGUAGAGAGAGAGAGAGAGAGAGAGAACGAAAGGGAGAGAGUGCGAUUUAAUGAACCGAUACGGCUGAGAAAAAAACGACGACGAAUGUUUUCCCUUUAAUCGCAUUACUUGUCAAGUUUCAUAGAAUAUUGUCUUCGCUUAGGAAAUUUAUUUAUUGAAAAGAUCCGUUCUUGGUACAUGACACGUGUGUACUAUAUAAGAUAUUUUUGUGUAUUACAUCUUUUAGAAGUUUCGGAGAAUGUUGGAUAUUAGAAGACCGUCCUGCCAAUUUACCCUUCUUACCACACUGCUAUACGCUUUAUACACGCGUAGCUACGUAGUAAAUUUAAGGGGUGCCAAGUCCACCGUUAACAGCUUUCUCUAACCACCAUUCGCGUAGCAUAGUUUCUGUUUGAAGAUCGAUUUCGUGAUAUGGUGGUCUAUUCGCUUAUAUUAAGAUCACUUAUUGUCGGUUAAACUAUGUGCUAAAUAAUCGAUUAUAAGCACAUCUCGAUUGUAAGCUAUCUUUUCGCGAAUUGUCCUACGAUUACGUCAAACGUAAAUAUAAACACGUAGGUGAUCGUCCCAUUUGUCCAUCGUGCAACACAUAUUUUCCACGAAGAAUGUAUAUUACAAUAGUCGCUUUUUAUUCUCGGUUAUUUUAUCGUUCGUGUCGGAAAAAUGAGCAGUUUCGUUUAUGAAAUUGUGAUAUUUUUCGUUACCUCUAGAGAUUAGAUUUAAGUUAGAGAUAAUAUUUUAUCGAAAAGCAUCCAAAAGCGAAGCGAUAUCGUUGUAUGAGCGAUUAGAUCUUUUUUUUUUUAUUGUUCAAAGUUCAAACGAACAAAAUGCAAAGAUAAAAAUAUCAAGGAACAUUCGUCCUCGUUUUCAGAGGUCAGUAUGGAUGGUUUUCACGAAGCCACCUUCCGUCCGUCCCGAAAAUCAAAAGAAAUUAAAAGGAAAAAAGAGAUCGAAAAGAACAAUGAGACGGGGAGAGAGAGAGAGAGAAUACAAUAGAAGGUUUACGAAGAAAGCACAAGCGUGAUUGUUAUGUAUUGCGGCCGUACUUAUAAAUAUGUGUUGGUUAGUCAUGUACUUAAGCAUCGAAUGAUAAACACAAACAACGUACACGGUAAACACGAAACAAAAACACACACGUAUACGUACACGAACAGAGCACAAAGAGACAUAUCCAGUCACGAUCGUUGCUUGUAUUCGCGAGUAAUCGGUGCGAUCAUUUCGUCGGCGUCCUUCUCAGUUUCCAGACGAGCUUAUAUUUUAAGCUUCUCUCGGGAAAUACGAGCGUGCGUGUAGAAAGGAAAGAAUAAAGAAGAAGAAGAAGAGUAAGCGAGCGAGAAGAAAGUUCGAGAGAGAGAGAGAGAGAGAGAGAGAAAGAGGUAAAACGUGUAUAUAACGCAGCCACGGCGAUUCGUUACUGACAUUUCGUCUUAGGUACUUAUUAUUACUGUUUUUAUUUCAUUUUCCUUUACCUUUUUUCUAUACCACUUGUUUCAAUCCCUCGCUCCGCGCGUACGUUAGGCGAGCGCGUAUUCCAAGCUGAUUGGAAAUCGAAAGCCGGACGGCGAGUCCGCUCGAUCGAACGCAAGCUUCGUUUCCCUGGAAAAUUCUAGCGCGAUGUCUAAUGCGCGUUAGAUGGGAAUGGCACGAAAUAGAAGAGAUAAGUAUAAAAGGAGAGGAAGGGAGAGAGAGAGAGAGAGAAAAGGAGGCUCGUUCCACUUUUUCGCAUUUCAUCUUUUUCUUUGUUCAAAUUCUUUCUUCUCUCUUCUCGCGUACUAUUUUCAUGAAAUAAUACACCAGGAAGCGAGAGCAUUGCGCGUUUAGACGUCCCGACUCUUGGAAAAUUGAAAAAAUACAGUGCAAAAGGGACACCUAAGCGGAAAUCGACGGACAAAGUAAACGUACCGCGUGCCAAAUUCGAAAGUGCAACCACGCUGGCUGCCGAUUCGGCGACGAUUAUCGUUGUACACGCUUUCGUGGUUGUAUUGUACAUAAUGUUGCCGAUCGAUUCCUGGAUCAAACGUACAACUUAAUGCGUGUAUAUUUCGUAAAAGAUAUCCUUGUUCAUUUUACAUUGUAUCUGCCCCUGUAAAGAUACGGUUUAUUAUAUAAUGUCUGUUGUGAUUACGAAAA
This is a messenger RNA of Vespula vulgaris, 7828 nucleotides long. It is a transcript of the gene numb, whose product is annotated as protein numb. Bases 1705 to 3738 code for a protein of 677 amino acids. The record is from RefSeq and is a predicted model, not a curated record. NCBI's taxonomy places the organism in Eukaryota, Metazoa, Arthropoda, Insecta, Hymenoptera, Vespidae. The transcript has 10 exons.